This is a messenger RNA of Dreissena polymorpha, 2413 nucleotides long. RefSeq names its product transient receptor potential cation channel subfamily M member-like 2. The transcript has 14 exons. Gene Ontology annotation, cellular component: membrane. NCBI's taxonomy places the organism in Eukaryota, Metazoa, Mollusca, Bivalvia, Myida, Dreissenidae. Gene Ontology annotation, molecular function: ligand-gated calcium channel activity. The coding region runs from base 17 to 1546 and encodes 509 amino acids. The record is from RefSeq and is a predicted model, not a curated record. Gene Ontology annotation, biological process: calcium ion transmembrane transport.
AUAUGAAUGUCUGAAAAUGACCAUGCCUUUUUGGUAUACACAAUCAUGUCUAGAUUUGGCUGUUGAAUCGAGGAACAUGGAGUUCCUGGCCCAACAAGCAUGUCGCAAUCUAGUUGGAGAUGUCUGGAAUGGGAAAACAACGAUUGUGUAUUCAGCCCUAACCUGGAUCAAAUUCUUUUGGAACAAAAUGCAGGCUCCAAAAACCAAAUUCGCCUACAAUGUGGUCUCGUAUUUGGUGUUUCUGAUCCUGUUCGCGUACGUGCUGCUGUUUGAUCUUCCAAAAACUGUAUCGACCAAGGAAUUAGUGUUAAUGGCAUGGGUACUGACCAUAUUGGUUGAAGAAAUCAGACAGAUGCAUCAAACGUGUCAGAUGUCUGGUUAUAAGAAGGCUAUUCCAUGUGUACAGCGAAUCAGAAAUUUGAAGAAUUACUUUUUGGAAGGAUGGAACCGCAUCGAUUUAUUAACGAUCGUCAUGUUUUUACUAGGGUUCGGUCUGCGAUUCAUACAAUUUCGAGGCACGUCGGUUGAUUGGCCAAGAGUCGUGCUUGCUGUCGAUUUUGUUGUGUUCUUCUUCAGACUCGUUCACAUAUUCUCUGUUCAGAAAAUACUUGGCCCUAAACUAAUUAUAAUUCGAGGGAUGGUACAAGACCUGUUGUAUUUCUUGGUUAUUAUGGCUGUGAUUGUAUUGGCUUACGCCAUUGCGUCGUACUCCAUUCUCUACGCCGAUUCUCCUGUAACUUGGGAAACUGCUAUACAAAUAAUAAGGAAGCCUUACUGGAAUCUUUAUGGGGAACUCUUUCUAGAAGAUAUGGAAGAUUCAACGGAUUGUACAAAUGACUCUAGCUUAUGGACGAACGGAACAAGUGAACGCUGCCUAACCGAGACUGGCAGGAUUGUAGGUCCCUUCAUGAUGGGAAUUUACCUGUUGUUUUCAAAUAUCCUGCUUCUCAACCUUCUGAUUGCAAUGUUUAGUUACACAUUUACUAGAAUCCAUGAGCAUUCAGACAAGAUUUGGUGUUUCCAGAGAUACGUUAUCGUCAAGGAAUACGCACUACGGCCCGUACUAUGCCCUCCUGUGAAUGUAUUUUGGCACAUAUACAAGCUUUUCCAAUGGUGUCUACAUAAGUGUACACUAAAGCCCUUAGAUGAUCCUUUCCAUAGUCCUUACGAUGAGUGGAGGAUAGAUUGUAUGAAAGAGGCACAGCGCAGAUAUCUGAAUAGGAAAGAAACAGACAGUGACAAUUCGAUAGAAACGGCAAAUGAAAAGCUUGAUCAUUUGAAAAAUAAUGCUGAGAAGGAGGAGGGAUACAGAAAUAAAGCUCUGGAAUGUUUCGAAGCUCUGAAUAAGAAAGUUGAUGGUUUGGAGACGAAGGCUGAGAGGGAGGAUGAGUUUAGACGCCUGGUCCUCAGUCUUCAGGCUCAGCUUAACACAAUGCAGGAGAGUAUCGACAACCUGCAUGGGAAGAAGGCUAACAGCGAACAUAAGGCGGAUGAAAAAACGGAAAAUUUGUCACAAUCAAAUUCCGAGCGAUGCACACACUUUUAACGGGGCAGUAAUGUAAACACCAUACAUUAUGGGUGAUGUCGAUUUAGACCAGUUUGUGAAACAAAGGUUUCUAAUACUAAUGGUCUGUAGGAACGAUGUCUAUUUCAGCUCUAUGGAGUAUGUAUGCUUUAAUCAUCGGGCAAUUUUGAAUACUUUUCUAAUAUAUGUUGCACUUAACUAUGCCCUAAUGUAUUACGUCUUAUAACUACGAACAAUUUACGUUAAAUAAUUCGAAUCGACUGGAGCAUUUCGUUAACAAGUGUGUAUUCAAUUAUUUAGAUUGGCGUAUUUGCGGUGUAUAUACGUGCUUGCUUUUUGCUUCUUGAUGUAUUGAUACGUUUUUGUUUUCAAUGAAUUCAAUGUUUGCACAAAUCGUUAAUAUUCGGUGUGAGUGUAAAUGAAUUUAGAGAAUGGGGAAAACGAACAGCAAUAGCUUCGGUACAAUUGUUUGCCAAGAAAUAGUGUAAUAAAAAGAAAAGUCAAGUUAAUACUGGCACAGUUGUCAGUCUGUACGUGUAUUGCAUAUGCUAUCACCAGUGCACAUUCAGUAUUGUAUGAAUCUGAGGUUAUGGUGUACAAUGUACUUUUUCGCACUACUUGGCCAAAGUAUGUAUGCGAAGAAAUAUGUACCUGUAUUGUAUACCUUUAUAUUAUUGUAAAUGUCCCAGUGCAGUUGUAAACUGUUGGUAUUGGAAGAAUGUGUGUGUUCGAUGAAUGCGUUUGGUAUUGGUUUCGUUUACAAUGUAUUACUUUUUAUGACACACACUGGUAGUGAUAGUAAGUUUUACUAUUUGUUGAUACCGUUUAAACGCUGUCGAUAUUGUUUGCCUUUUAUUGUUGCUUUAUAAAUUGUGUGCCUCUUAUGAU